AUGCUUUUUGGUACAUAGUGAUGGUGUGAGUAGACUGGAUGUAGCUUUAGCUGUCGUUUUAAUGCCACAUUAACAUGAGAGGCAACAAUGUGUGUAGGAAAUUCAUGGGCUUUGGAAGAGUCUCAGUGAAGAGGUACCUGGGACAUGCAAGCAGUUAAUAAUGUGAAUUGUAUUUCAGGCUAUUCCUCCCUUUGAAUUUGCUUUCAAAGAUGAGCGGAUCUCUCUCACUAUUGUGGAUGCCGUCAUCAGCGCCCCCACUGUUCCCAAAGGGAGCAUCUGCAAGGAGCUCAAUGUUUAUCCUGCAGAAUGCCGGGGCAGGAGGAGCACCUACCGGGGAAAGUUGACAGCUGAUAUCAGCUGGGCUGUAAACGGAAUCUCAAAAGGAACCAUUAAGCAGUUUCUUGGCUAUGUUCCCAUCAUGGUGAAGUCCAAGCUUUGCAACUUAUACAACCUUCCUCCAAAAGCCCUCAUUGAGCACCAUGAGGAACCAGAGGAAAUGGGAGGCUAUUUCAUAAUCAAUGGCAUUGAAAAGGUCAUCCGAAUGUUGAUUAUGCCUCGGAGAAAUUUCCCUAUUGCAAUGAUAAGACCAAAAUGGAAAGCUAGAGGGCCUGGCUACACUCAAUAUGGAGUGUCAAUGCACUGUGUGAGGGAAGAACACUCUGCUGUCAAUAUGAACCUUCACUACUUGGAAAAUGGCACAGUUAUGUUGAACUUUAUUUACCAGAAAGAACUGUUUUUUCUUCCUUUGGGAUUCGCACUUAAGGCACUUGUCAGCUUUUCCGAUUACCAGAUUUUUCAGGAGCUCAUCAAAGGAAAAGAGGACAACUCUUUCUUUAGGAACUCUGUUACUCAGAUGUUAAGGAUGGUGAUGGAUGAAGGUUGUUCCACACAGAAGCAGGUCCUUAACUAUCUAGGUGAACGCUUCAGAGUAAAGCUUAGUCUCCCUGACUGGUAUUCAAAUGAACAAGCGGCAGAGUUUCUGUUUAACCAGUGUAUCUGUAUCCACUUGAAAUCCAAUACUGAGAAGUUUUAUGUACUUUGUCUCAUGACCCGGAAGCUGUUUGCUUUGGCCAAAGGAGAGUGCAUGGAGGAGAAUCCUGAUAGUUUAGUGAAUCAGGAAGUGCUCACACCCGGGCAGCUCUUCCUCAUGUUUCUGAAGGAAAAAAUGGAAGCGUGGUUAGUAUCUGUUAAAAUAGGUAUGGACAAGAAGGCUCAGAAGACCAAUAUGUCUAUAAACAGUGAAAAUUUGAUGAAGAUUUUAAGUCUGGGAAUAGACCUUACAAAACCAUUUGAGUAUCUUCUUGCUACUGGGAAUCUGCGUUCCAAAACAGGUCUUGGCUUCCUGCAAAAUUCUGGACUUUGUGUCGUGGCUGAUAAGCUGAACUUCAUCCGCUAUCUCUCCCAUUUCCGCUGUGUGCACAGAGGGGCUGACUUUGCCAAGAUGAGGACCACCACAGUGCGCAGGCUGCUGCCGGAGUCUUGGGGUUUCCUUUGUCCCGUGCACACUCCUGAUGGGGAGCCCUGCGGCCUGAUGAACCACUUAACUGCCAUAUGUGAGGUGGUCACGCAGUUUGUGUACACAGCAUCUAUUCCAGCUUUGCUCUGCAACCUGGGGGUUACUCCAGUUGAUGGAACGCCUCACCGACCUUACGCCGAGUGCUACCCUGUCCUGCUGGACGGUGUCAUGGUUGGCUGGGUAGAUAAGGAGCUUGCUGCUGGUGUUGCAGCUUCUCUCCGGCAUUUUAAGGUGUUGAGAGAAAAAAGAAUCCCUCCCUGGAUGGAGGUGGCCCUUGUCCCCAUGACAGGAAAACCAAGUCUGUACCCAGGACUGUACCUUUUCACCACUCCUUGUAGGCUGGUGCGGCCUGUGCGAAACUUGGAAUUGGGCAAAGAAGAGUUGAUUGGAACUAUGGAGCAGCUCUUCAUGAAUAUUGCCAUCUUCGAGGAUGAGGUUUUUGCUGGAGUGACCACCCACCAGGAACUCUUCCCUCACAGCCUGCUGAGUGUGAUCGCCAACUUUAUCCCUUUCUCUGAUCACAACCAGAGUCCAAGGAACAUGUACCAGUGCCAGAUGGGUAAACAAACUAUGGGCUUCCCACUUCUCACUUAUCAAGACCGAUCCGAUAAUAAGCUGUAUCGUCUUCAGACCCCACAAAGCCCUUUGGUGAGGCCGUGCAUGUAUGAUCACUAUGACAUGGACAACUAUCCAAUUGGGACCAAUGCCAUCGUUGCUGUUAUUUCUUACACUGGCUACGAUAUGGAAGAUGCCAUGAUUGUGAAUAAGGCUUCUUGGGAACGAGGUUUUGCCCAUGGAAGUGUCUACAAAUCUGAGUUCAUAGAUCUCGCUGAAAAAAUUAAACAAGGAGAUGAUAGUCUGGUGUUUGGAGUCAAACCUGGUGACCCGCGGACUGUGCAGAAGUUAGAUGAGGAUGGAUUGCCAUUUAUUGGAGCACAGCUGCAGUAUGGAGAUCCCUAUUACAGCUAUGUAAACCUCAACACUGGCGAGAGCUCUGUGAUGUUCUACAAGAGUAAAGAAAAUUGUAUUGUGGACAACAUCAAAGUGUGUAGUAAUGACACUGGAAGUGGAAAAUUUAAAUGUGUUUGCAUCACGAUGAGAAUCCCUCGGAACCCAACCAUUGGAGAUAAGUUUGCCAGCCGGCAUGGGCAGAAGGGCAUCCUGAGCAGACUGUGGCCAACCGAGGACAUGCCCUUUACCGAAAGUGGGAUGGUCCCAGACAUUCUGUUCAACCCUCAUGGGUUCCCGUCCCGAAUGACUAUUGGUAUGUUAAUCGAGAGCAUGGCGGGCAAGUCUGCAGCUCUGCAUGGUCUCUGCCAUGAUGCCACACCCUUCACCUUUUCAGAGGAGAACUCGGCCUUGGAGUACUUUGGUGAGAUGUUGAAGGCUGCUGGCUACAACUUCUAUGGCACUGAGAGGCUGUACAGUGGCAUCAGUGGGGUGGAACUGGAAGCAGAUAUUUUCAUUGGCGUGGUUUAUUACCAGCGGUUACGCCACAUGGUCUCAGACAAAUUCCAGGUCAGAACCACCGGAGCCAGAGACAGAGUCACUAACCAGCCCAUCGGGGGGAGAAACGUCCAGGGUGGGAUCCGUUUUGGGGAAAUGGAGAGGGAUGCUCUGUUAGCUCAUGGAACUUCUUUUCUCCUUCACGACCGCCUCUUUAACUGUUCUGACCGGUCGGUAGCCCAUGUGUGUGUGAAGUGUGGCAGUCUGCUCUCUCCGCUGUUAGAGAAGCCACCCCCUUCGUGGUCAGCCAUGCGCAACAGAAAAUACAACUGUACUGUGUGCAAUCGCAGUGACACUAUCGACACUGUCUCUGUGCCUUACGUUUUUCGGUAUUUUGUAGCUGAACUGGCAGCUAUGAACAUCAAAGUAAAACUGGAUGUCAUUUAAUUGAUGUGGCCUUUUGGGUUAGGUGAUCUGUCAGAUUAAAACAAAAUGUAACUUCAGUAAA
Molecule: messenger RNA, 3470 nt
Organism: Myotis brandtii (Brandt's bat)
Lineage: Eukaryota; Metazoa; Chordata; Mammalia; Chiroptera; Vespertilionidae
Gene: POLR1B
Product: polymerase (RNA) I polypeptide B, 128kDa
Exons: 14
Coding region: 419-3409 (996 amino acids)
Biological process (GO): DNA-templated transcription
Cellular component (GO): RNA polymerase I complex; nucleus
Molecular function (GO): DNA-directed RNA polymerase activity; DNA binding; ribonucleoside binding
Source: RefSeq, a predicted model, not a curated record